Molecule: messenger RNA, 830 nt
Organism: Culicoides brevitarsis
Lineage: Eukaryota; Metazoa; Arthropoda; Insecta; Diptera; Ceratopogonidae
Product: trypsin-1-like
Exons: 2
Coding region: 13-780 (255 amino acids)
Biological process (GO): proteolysis
Molecular function (GO): serine-type endopeptidase activity
Source: RefSeq, a predicted model, not a curated record
AAAGCCGUAAACAUGAAAGUAUUAGCUUCUCUCCUAAUUUCAACUGCAAUUAUUGCAUCUGCCUACGCAAAUCCAAUCCAACGAGUAGUUGGUGGCGAGGAUGCCAUUCCUCACGAGUUUCCUUAUCAAAUCAGUAUUCGGUCGGCAUCGGGUAUACAUCACUGUGGCGGAAGUAUUUUGAAUGAAAACUACAUUUUAACUGCUGCCCACUGUAUCGUCCCUGAAGGAUCUUUGGUUGUAGCUGGAGCUCACAAUUUAUCAAGCCCAAAUAAAAAUGAACAACAUCGCUUAAUUGAAAAGUUCAUCAGUCACGAAGAUUAUCCGGGAUCAGUGGCUCCAUUUGACAUUGCACUCAUCAAAGUUUCGGAGCCCUUUGUUUUGAACAAAUUCGUAAAAAGUAUUGCAUUACCCAAGGCUGGAGAAUAUCCAAGUGGAAAAGCUAUUGUGUCUGGAUGGGGUUCAGUUAGCAAUACUUCGAAUCCAUCGUACCCAAUAAUUUUACAAAAAGCCAUUUUGCCUAUCCAUUCGGAGGAAGAAUGCUCAACUCUCUGGAUGAUUAGUCCUUAUGAGGACACAAAUGUGUGUGCAGGUGAAUUAGAUGGCUCCAACUCUGUCUGCUCUGGAGAUAGUGGUGGUCCAUUGGCACAAAAAGUUGGAAAGGAAAACGUCGUUGUUGGAGUUGUUUCUUGGGGGAACAUUCCAUGUGGAUCUCCUGGAAAACCUGGCGUUUUUACUCUUGUGUCCUCUUAUAUCGACUGGAUUCAACAAAACAUGAAUUAAAAACAAAUUAAAUAUAAAAUAUCAGUUAAUAAAAAAAAAUUUAAAUUUAA